Messenger RNA from Alosa sapidissima (American shad), 4670 nucleotides. RefSeq names its product sorting nexin 33 (gene snx33). Gene Ontology annotation, molecular function: protein binding; phosphatidylinositol binding. Bases 902 to 2587 code for a protein of 561 amino acids. Gene Ontology annotation, biological process: endosomal transport; mitotic cell cycle; protein transport. NCBI's taxonomy places the organism in Eukaryota, Metazoa, Chordata, Actinopteri, Clupeiformes, Clupeidae. The record is from RefSeq and is a predicted model, not a curated record. Gene Ontology annotation, cellular component: plasma membrane; cytoplasmic vesicle. The transcript is spliced from 2 exons.
AUAUUGCAUUAUUAUGUUGGGGCUGGAUGCUCGCGAACCUGUUUUGUUCUGAAAAUGGAGCAAGUUCCUAAAGGAAUGUGGAUCAAGCCCAGAAUGCACUAGGAUGUAGUCAUUACUCAUCGCUCUCCGUUUCGUCAAAAUGCUAUUCCUCUGUAGCGAGCACUUUGUUUCUGUGUUGGGACUAAAGGUUGCGACAAUGUUUUGAUGUUAUUUCACAUGGGGAUGUAUAACAAAGCGGAUUUUGUGUGGAUUGCUUCUCGUGCAAGGCGAACGAUAAAGGCUGCCCAAGGGAUUACAGUGGUCGUCUCCAUCUUAGCAAUUGUUUCAUGGAAAUAACUUUUUUUGUGAUUGAGCCGGUGCGUCUGUGGUUGGAGAUGGCGAGUUGAUUUUUGCUGUAAUUGUUCAGGUGGCACUGAUCUUGCACAUAUUGGUUUGGGUGGUAAAUCCAUGGAAUGCUUGAAAUAUCUUUUUGCAAAGUUAUAGACAGGCCUAAAGUUAACUGCAGUGGAAUGUUUCCUUUUUAGCCAUUUGCUGGAACACAAUACAAGUCGAUAUGACGUUUAUAACGUUCUUGAUGAUUAAUUGUUGUUGACAAAUGUUUUAGAGACUAGUGGCAAGUUUACAACUUGUUUGUAAACAGCGGAGGUUGGGACGUCUCUGCUGGCUUUCAUUCGCAUUCAAAUUUCUUGAAAACUAAGAUGACGUCAACUGCAUAAUUGAAAGCUUAAAAGCUUUUAACAGCUUUUUUCUUGUUUUUGUAGUGUGGCUUCUAGCAUAAACAUUCCGGUCUUUAAGUUCACCCAGUAGUUGCAAUGAGUUGAAAAGAACUAGAAAACAACCAAGGUUCUACCUUUUACUUUAUAUUCCUUUGUUCUUUAACCUGUCAGCAUAGAGAGUCACAAUGUCCCUCAAAGCUAAGGCGCUGUACACUUUCCAAAGUGAGAAUAAGGAUGAAAUCAGUAUACAGGAGAAUGAGGAACUGGUUAUUUUUGAUGAGAAUUCUAUAGAUGGCUGGUUGCAAGGGGAGAACAGCCGAGGAGAGAGAGGCAUUUUCCCAGCCUCUUAUGUGGAGAUUAUUAGGCCACGCUCCAACUCUAACCUGACUGACUGCUCCAUAAGCCCAGCUGGCUCCCCUGGCAAUGACUCUUCCUAUUUUCCUUCGGGUUCCAACACCUCUGGUUCCUUUAACAUGCAGCAGAGUUACUAUGACGACGACGAUGACGACUGGGAUGACUGGGACGACAGCUCCACUGUGGUUGAGGAUGAAGACCCCCAUGGGCGAGGCGCCAAUGGGCAUGCCCACCAAAGCUCCUUCAAUAACCCCAAUGUUCACUACCGCGCCAAGCCUCACAUGGAGAGACAGGACAGCAUCUCCAGCUCAAGAAAAGGCAGUAUGGUAGGCAGAAACCUCAACCGGUUCUCCAGCUUCGUUCGAUCAGGGGUAGAAGCCUUCGUUCUGGGUGAUGUGCCUAUGAUGGCAAAAAUAGCAGAGUCUUAUAACAUUGAGAUGGGGCCCAAAGGAGCACAGUGGGGCCUGAGCCCUCAGCCCUUUUCCUGCUCCAUCGAGGACCCCACCAAGCAGACCAAGUUCAAGGGCAUCAAGACCUACAUAUCUUACAGAGUGACCCCUAGUCACACUGCCCGGCCUGUGUACCGACGCUACAAGCACUUUGACUGGCUGUACAACAGGCUACUGCACAAAUUCACCGUCAUCUCUGUGCCCCACCUGCCCGAGAAGCAGGCAACAGGACGCUUUGAGGAGGACUUCAUCGAAAAGCGCAAGAGACGGCUAAUCCUCUGGAUGGACCACAUGACCAGUCACCCAGUCCUCUCGCAGUAUGAGGGCUUUGAGCACUUUCUCAUGUGUGCGGAUGAUAAGCAGUGGAAAUUGGGGAAGCGGCGUGCGGAGAAGGACGAGAUGGUGGGCGCUCACUUCAUGCUCACCCUGAAGAUUCCCAACGAGCAUCAAGACCUGCAGGAUGUGGAGGAGAGGGUGGAUACCUUCAAGGCCUUUGCCAAGAAGAUGGACGACAGUGUCAUGCAACUGACCCAUGUGGCCUCUGAGCUGGUGCGUAAGCACCUUGGAGGUUUCCGAAAGGAAUUCCAAAGACUGGGCAAUGCCUUCCAGUCCAUCAGCCAGGCAUUCAUGCUGGAUCCCCCUUACAGUGCAGACGCUUUGAACAAUGCAAUCUCCCACACUGGCCGCACUUAUGAAAACAUUGGGGAAAUGUUUGCAGAGCAGCCUAAGUUUGAUCUUUUUCACAUGCUGGACAAACUCUCUCUCUACCAAGGUCUGCUCUCCAACUUCCCCGACAUCAUUCACCUACAGAAAGGUGCCUUUGCCAAAGUGAAAGAGAGCCAGCGCAUGAGCGACGAGGGCAAGAUGGACCAGGACGAGGCGGAUGGUGUGCGCAAGCGCUGCCGGACUGUGGGCUUCGCCCUGCAGGCCGAGAUGAACCACUUCCACCAGCGUCGUGAGGUGGACUUCAAGGACAUGAUGCAGGCCUACCUCCAGCAACAGAUUGUCUUCUACCAGCGUGUGGUCCAGCAGCUGGAACGCACCCUGCACAUGUACGACAGCCUCUAGAGCCACGCAGUGUUCCUCACACCUACCCUUACCCUUGAACCCCUCGACCCUUCCCCCAACCAACCUCGAUCCUCUUUGACCAGGGCCGGCCCUGCUCUGCUUCCCCAUUCCUGCCUCUGAAAAAGCCAUCUGUUAAUCCUUCUCAGCCCGAUUGCCGAACUGCUUUGAACAUGGGCAUGAAUACCAGGGAAUUCAGUUAAAUUGUUUUUAACCUUCCCUUGAAAUGAAAACGCCUGUUACAAACUGACAGCUGUUUCAGGAUUUAACAGCGAGUCUUAAAGCUGGUCAUGCCAGCCUGUGCACUUUCAAAGUCACUUUCUUGGCUGAGUCUACAGCCAACCUUUUUACAUUACCAGGAACGUAUGUACUUCUGCCUUCGAUUGAGAGUAUUUCAAUUGUAUCUUGUGACCAUAAAAAGAGUUUUAUAUGGCUACAACGUAUCUUAUUUAAAUGUCUUAACACAUUAAAUAACAUACAUUUUGUCAGUAUGAAUUUCAGUGGUUUUGCUAGGCUGGUGUUGACCAAACCCACUCAGGUCAUGGCACUAGGUGCUUGGGGUAGGUAGCCUCUCCUCCAAGCCAGCACUGCAUCCUAGCAUCUUUACAGCUUUAUAAAUGGCAAUGCAUAAAGGGAAUUACCCUCUUACUUGCAUCAUUUAGUGGUCCCAACAAGUGCCUGUGGCAAGAGAUGGCACAGUUCUUGGUUUUACUUUAGUUGGUUUAAACAAAGCUGGUCCUUUCUUGUCUCUGCUCUCUUGUGUAGAACUGUUAUAUUCCUCCAGCUGUAGUGUAAAGGCCUCAGGCUUCUGGUAACGUGGAUGUUUGUGUCUGUGAGGCAAUUCUUUUGCUUAUAUUUGCAAUUUUCAUCCUGUUGAGAAACAUAGUCAAACACUACACUGAUUGACAAUACUUGAUAUGAGCAAGAACUGUGUCGCUAGGCUUUAUGUGAUCAAAGAUAGACUUGGGUUUAUGUUGUAGCACACUGUGUGUCUGAUGAUAGCCAAAGUCCUAACAAUAUUGUUCUCGUCAAAAUCUGUGAUGAUGGAUUAAAUGCCUGGUUUCUUUGUGGUGUGUGUGUGUGUGUGUGUGUGUGUGUGUGUGUGUCUGUGCUCUACAGAGCACUGGGAAUCUGGGGUAUAAGCAGCAGUGUUGAACACACAUUUAAUUUUAGAUUACAAAUUUGGAUGACCUCUAAAGCCAACAAAUUGUGUCAGUUUUAAGUUUGAGGUGGGAGAAUGAGUACACAUGCUAGACACAGCGAGCAUGACAACCCUGUACACGUGUUGAUUCUUCACUCCGUAAUUUGAAACCACCCAAUCACUCAAAAGGCAUCAGCUCUGGAGAUUGCUUUUACCUCAGGCUCUAUAUAGACUUAGUGGUUUGUGUCCAGUAGAUGUAUGACUGUAGGACUGAGUCAGGGCUGCAUGCUGCCCCUGUGGCUGUUUCUCCAGAACUAUUUGUUUGACCUUUUUUGUGGGAAGUAUAUGCCGUUGCUGGAAUGUAGUUGUCUCCUGGGACACCUUUAUUCUAUUCUAUUGUUCACAGACCAAAGCAUUGUCAGUUUGUACUUGAUGCCAAAAAUGGUACUUGUGUUACAUUAAGACAAAGCAAAGAGUCAGCGCUCAACCCCCCCCCCCCCCCCCCCCAGGCUACCAUCUUUGGCUAGUCCAAACAAACACAAACUUUAUAGACAGUAUUGCAGUAGUUUAGUAGACAGUUGCCUAGAAAUGGACGCAAGGGAGGCAGCGCUUGGAGAGGCUGCAGGGAACUGUGGAAUGCCGAGGACUGCCUGUUCGAGUCAUAUGACCGCAGUUCUCUCAGAAUCCUCUGGCACAGAAGAGCCUGAGUUGCUGUGGUCAUCAUGACUUAACGAUCUGAGACAUAUCACAAGUGAAGGGACUGCAGAUCUCACACGCAUGACUCUGAGGGACCUCUGAGGACGUGUGGGGCUUUGUGAACUUGUGAACUGGUUCCUGAUGGAACGAGAGUGAAAUAAAACAAUGUCUUAAAUUUCCAGUAGUUUCAUAAUGUCACUAAAGGAGAACUCAUGAUGUCUUAAUAAAGAUUAAAUUGUUAUAAAUCUA